Phragmites australis (common reed) is the source of this 2063-nucleotide messenger RNA. RefSeq names its product beta-amylase 1, chloroplastic-like. Bases 89 to 1822 code for a protein of 577 amino acids. The record is from RefSeq and is a predicted model, not a curated record. Lineage: Eukaryota; Viridiplantae; Streptophyta; Magnoliopsida; Poales; Poaceae. Gene Ontology annotation, biological process: polysaccharide catabolic process. The transcript is spliced from 5 exons. Gene Ontology annotation, molecular function: beta-amylase activity.
CCGCGGUUUCCAUCCAUCCAUCCAUCCAUCCAUCCCCGAGACUGAUCGAGAGAGAACCACACACACACAAGACUUCCACUCCCAACCAAUGGCGGCGAUCACUGCGCCGCCGCCCCCUCCUCCUGCCCCUGCCGCUGCCUCCACCUCCCACCGCCGUUCCCGCCUCCGCCGCGCGCCUCUCAUCCGCCUUGCCUCCUCCUCCUCCCCCCGCCGCCCAACCUCCUCCGCGUCGUCUUCCUCCUGGUCUUCGUCCUCCUUCUCCGGAGCCGGCAGUGGUGGCGGGGGCGAGAUCCUCCACGUCUCGCCGCCUCCCCCGCCCGCCGCGCCUCCUGGGGCGCCCGUGUACGUCACGCUCCCCGCCGACGCCGUCGGCCCGGGGGGGCGCGUGGCGCGCCGCCGCGCCAUGGCGGCCUCGUUCGCGGCGCUGGCGGCCGCCGGAGUUGCAGGCGUCGCCGUCGAGCUCUGGUGGGGCGUCGUCGAGCGCGAGGGCCCCGGAGAGUACGAUUGGGCCGGGUACCUCGAGCUCGCCGCCAUGGCGCGGCGAUACGGUCUCCGCGUGCGCGCCAUCCUCGCCUUCCACCAGUGCGGCGCUGGGCCGCACGACCCCCUCUGGAAUUCACAUUUGAAUGGGUCGAGGGACUGCAUGUUGAACCUCAAUUUGCACAACUGUGAUGAAAAGGCUCCAAUCUUUUACUCCAUUUGGAUCCCUCUUCCACAAUGGGUUCUUGAGGAAAUGGAUAAGUUUCCAGACUUGUCAUAUACUGAUAAACACCAACGGAGAAACAAAGAAUACAUCUCAUUGGGGUGUGAUAUUCUCCCUGUUCUGAAAGGAAGAUCACCUAUGCAAGCUUACUCGGACUUCAUGAGGAGUUUCCGCAAUACUUUCGAAGAUUACCUUGGGGCCACAGUAACAGAAGUUCAAGUUGGAAUGGGCCCAGGAGGUGAGCUUAGAUAUCCGUUGUGCCCAACUGAGAAGCUAAAUCGGCCAGGCAGCUCAUCGGAACUUGGGGAAUUUCAAUGUUAUGACAAGUUUAUGCAAUCAUCAUUGAGUGCUCGUGCACAGAUUCUUGGGGUGCAAGAGUGGGGGAACGGCGGUCCAACUGGCACAGAUGGCUCACAGAAGAACCUUGAAGAAACUAGUUUUUUCCGCGGUGAUGGAGGAUGUUGGGAUACACCUUAUGGUCGGUUUUUCCUUGAGUGGUAUUCGGGAAUGCUUCUCCUCCAUGGAGAGAGGUUGUGCAUGAUAGCUGAUGCAGUCUUCUCUGGCACUGGUGUGACCAUAUCGGGAAAGGUUGCUGGCAUACAUUGGCACUAUUAUACUUGUUCACACCCAUCUGAACUGACAGCUGGCUACUAUAAUACACUAUUAAGAGAUGGUUAUCUUCCUAUCGCUCAAAUGUUUGCUAGAUACAAAGCUGCAUUAUGUUGCGGUUGUUUUGACCUGAGGGACACAGAAAGAACUGAUUCGGAGAGCAGUCCAGAAGGGACUCUCCGGCAGCUCCUAGGAGCUGCUAAAAUUUGCAAUCUUCCUCUGAAUGGUGAAAACUCUGUGACAAGGCUGGAUGACACAUCCCUGAACCAAGUCAUAAGAAGCUCAAGGCUCUACUCGGGUCGUGCUUCAGGAACAUCUUUUUCCUUCAACUAUGUUAGGAUGAACAAGAGCUUGUUUGAGUUCCACAAUUGGAGUCGAUUUACUAAGUUUGUUAGGCAGAUGUCAGAUGCCAGGACCUUUCUUGCAAGACUAGACUUCAGGAGAGGGCAGCGAUACCUGUCUUCGAUGUCAGUUGUUUGGGUAGUUAGUCGGGCUUGUGCAUAUACAUGAAAGUUGUCAAAUUGAUUGGAAUCAUGUACCUGUAAUUUCAAAAAUAAAUGAUUCGACGACAUGGAAGGAAAAGUUUCGCUCGGUAAAUGGCUCAUUUUAGUUGCCAGAAGGGCAGGCUGGGUUUUUCUCCUGACCUAAUCUCAAAGUUCUGUGUUGUAAAGUGAUAGUUGUCAACAAUCUUUGAUCUUUCUGAGAUGAUCUUUUCUAUGCUUUAGCAUGCCCUGGUGAAUAUUGUUUUAUA